AUGCCCAUGAUGAUCGGGUCAGCCACCAUCCCUUGCACCGGAUCAUGGGAAGCCCGCACUGGCAUAUCAUGGCAUCCCAGGAGGCGACAGAGGGACCGUCUGGGAGUUUCUCGCCCUCUAUGUCGACUGCAGCGCCGCGAACAGGUGUCUGUCGGCAUCCCCGCAGCCACGACCCUCCCUGGGCACUCGACUGCACCGGCCUUCCGGCUGGUCCCCUCCUGGGCACUGGGGUCCGGGGUGGUGUUGCUGGUGCUGGCCUUUGACCAGCUGCGGCGGCAGUGGUGGAGGCUGGCGCAGCCCCAAGGGGGGCUGGCAGCGCUCCACGAGUCGGCGCAGGACAGGGCCUGGGCAUUGGAGUCGGAGCUGGGGUCCCUCUAUGUCAGGCUGUGCAGGGGCCUGCCCCGCCACGCUACCAGCGAGCUCAAGGCGCUGGGGGCGCGAAUCUCCCGCCUGGAGGCCGAAGCAGAUCGCGACGGCGAGGCGCCCGACCAUCUGCGACGCUGCGCCCAGCUGUCCAGGGCGCAGCUGGAUGUCCUAGAGGCGGCAGGCGCGGAUGUCUCCGCGUAUGCCCCCCUCCUGGCCUCCUACUUUGAUCAGCGGGCCCUCGUGAGCAAGGUGGAGGGCAUGGUGCGCUCCCUGGCAGGGCCACGCGCGGCUGGCCAGGCCGGCGAGGCGAGGACACCCGCGGUAGAUGGCACGCCCACAUUUGAGACCCAGGAAAGUGACUUCCAGAGUGGGAGUUCCCCGGGUGGGGCUGUCCAGGAACCCCGACAGGCAGAGGAAGACGACGGCGCGACAGCCCAGCCCUCCCGAGGAGAUGCCCAGCUCGUGGGCGGCAACGUGCGGGAGGGAAUCCUUGCUCCUGGGAUCACAGGACCAGCUCCUCCUGGGCCGCAACCUGAGGCGGUCCUGGUUGACGUGGCGGAGAAUGGAGGAACGGAGGGCCCAGGUCGGUCUGACAUGCAAGGGAGCGAGCAACAGCCCGCCACCAGCCAGUCGGCGCCGCCUGCAGUGAUUCCAGAGCCGGCGCCCUGGCCACAGUCCGCAGUACCCGAAGGCGCGCCGGCAUCGGUCCGUGAUCCAUCCGAAGCUGCUCCGUCUGCCGGACCCGACCCUGCUGGGCGGGCCGCCCCUCCCGCUCCCUCAGCACCCCGGCUUACGGUGGUCGGGGGAGCUGCCAUGUCCCCCCACCCCGCCAAGCAGAAGAUGGGCGGCGAGGACGCUUUCUUCCUGGGCAGAAGCGCCUUUGGCGUGGCCGACGGGGUGAGCGGCUGGGCCGACUACGGCAUCGACCCCUCCCUCUACCCCCGGGCCCUCAUGGCCUCCUGCGCCCAGCUGGCGGACAGCGGCGACGGCGCCCCGCUCUCCACGGCGGCGCUGCUGGAAAGCGGGCACGAGGCCGCGCAGGAGCCCGGCAGCGCCACCGUGGUGCUCGCGCAGCUCGACCCCGCCCGAUCCACCCUGGACAUGGUCUGCCUGGGCGACUGCAGGGCCUGGGUGGUGAGGGACGGGCAGGUGGUGCUCGAGACGGAGAUCCAGGAGCACGAGUUCAACCAGCCCUUCCAGCUGGGCCAUGGGGAGUAUGGGGGCAACUGGCCGCAGGAUGCCAACCAGUACAGCGCCGACCUCCUGCCGGGGGACCUCCUGGUCCUGGGCUCCGAUGGUCUGUUUGACAACCUGUGGCAGGAGGACAUGCUGGAGGUCAUCCGCACGUGCAUGGAGGAAGGCGCCGGCCUGCCGUCGCAGGGGGAAGACGGGCGGCGGCAGGUGGUCCAGGCCAUCGCCGACCGGCUCACGAGCCUGGCAGCACGACGCUCCACCAAUCCCAGGGCCUCGACCCCCUGGGCCAUUGAGAGGCACCAGAGGACGGGGAACCCCCUGACCAAGCUCUGGUCCAAACCCCUGGGCGGGAAGACUGACGACAUCACCACCGUCGUCGUCGGCGUGUCCUGA
Molecule: messenger RNA, 1953 nt
Organism: Auxenochlorella protothecoides
Lineage: Eukaryota; Viridiplantae; Chlorophyta; Trebouxiophyceae; Chlorellales; Chlorellaceae
Product: putative protein phosphatase 2C 26
Exons: 6
Coding region: 1-1953 (650 amino acids)
Source: RefSeq, a predicted model, not a curated record